AUGGAGAAAGACAACUUCACUCUUGUGAUUAAAUUCACCCUCCUGGGUUUCUCUGAAGUCCAGGGUCUUCAGAUCUUUUUCACUCUCUUUCUUGCCAUUUACCUCUUGACGUUGCUCGGGAAUGCCGUCAUACUCUUCACAAUCCGCCUCAGUCCUCAGCUCCACUCCCCUAUGUACUACUUCCUCUCUGAACUGUCCCUCCUAGAUGUGUGUUACUCCACUACCACCGUUCCGAAGAUGAUGGCUGGCUUCAUCAAUGGCUCUCAAAGCAUCUCUUACCAGAGCUGUGUGGCUCAGCUUUACUUCUUCCACUUCUGUGGGGGCACAGAGGGCUUUCUCCUCACUGUCAUGGCCUUUGAUCGUUAUGUGGCCAUAUGCAACCCCCUUCGCUACUCUUCCAUUAUGAGCAAGAUGGUUUGUGCCCAGUUCAUAGCUGGAACGUGCCUCGUCGGGACCAUCCAUUCUACUAUUCAGACCGUCCUCACUUUCCGCCUCCCUUACUGUGGCCCUUAUGAGCUUGAGCACUACUUCUGUGAUGUCCCACCUUUGCUCAAAGUGGCCUGUGCUGACACAUCGAUAAACAAAGUUGUCAUCAUGAUCAAUGUUGGCGUGGUUGCCCUCUGUUGCUUCAUCUUGAUCGCAGGCUCCUAUGCACAUAUUGUUGCCACCAUACUGAAGAUGCGCUCGGAGGAAGGAAAGAGAAAAGCUUUCUCCACCUGCACGGCUCAUCUCAUCGUGGUCUUGACUCUCUACGUCCCUUGUGUCCUCAUAUACUUGCAGCCAGCCACAACCAACUCGGUUCAGAAGGUGAUGUCCAUUUUCUACACAGCUAUCACCCCUGCACUAAACCCCAUCAUCUAUUCCUUGAGAAGUGAAGAAAUCAAAAGGGCAAUGAAGAAACUUGUAUUUAGGAAGGUAUUUUGCUGA
Messenger RNA from Podarcis muralis (Common wall lizard), 927 nucleotides. Its product is annotated as olfactory receptor 10G4-like. The record is from RefSeq and is a predicted model, not a curated record. Gene Ontology annotation, biological process: G protein-coupled receptor signaling pathway. Gene Ontology annotation, cellular component: membrane. NCBI's taxonomy places the organism in Eukaryota, Metazoa, Chordata, Lepidosauria, Squamata, Lacertidae. Gene Ontology annotation, molecular function: G protein-coupled receptor activity; olfactory receptor activity.